CUGACUGAAUCCACUUCCCCUCGGAAGUGUGUGAGAAGGUUCCUUUUUUUGCAUUCAACUCUUGCGACGUUUUUUUACAUCAAGUCUAUUCGUUCUAUCCUCGAGGGCGUCACUUGCUCGGGUAGUCUGAAUACCCUUGACCCUCCAAUGACUUUGAUUCCUGUGUUGAGUACUAUUUAUUACUUCAAGACCGAGAUUGCAUAUCAACACUGUGAACCGAGACAAGAGUGGGAUACAAUUCAAAUUUCGCCUUCUUCCAUCAAAGCGUUCCCCCCGUCCUGUCACCACGCGUGAGAAAGUUGAGUCGUCAUUGUUGAUUUCACGAAUCCGCACAACUCUUGGGAUGCUGCAACGACUUUUUGUUGUCGUCGCGAAGCUUCGGCGCGUCCACCCCCAACACGUACGUGGCCUUCUGUAGCUUCUGGCUCCGCGGCAUCAGCGCUUGCUGAUAUGCGUGUAUGUUUCCGUAAGAUGGGCUUGACGGUGCUGUGUCAACGUCGAGGUAGACUACAGUACAUCCGUGUCUCGUGAGUCAACUGCGCGUACAGGGCUUUGCGACGGAGUCGGAACGAGUGCAGGGGUCCGGGAGAGGCACAGACUUGCAACUCGUCGAGUUCAAGACGUUGGCGGCAUCCAAAACCGCAAGCAUGGCCGUCUCUUCCCAGAAAGGGAACCGAGUCCCAUGAUACUCGUGCGCGAGCUCGGUGUAGGGGGUCUGGACCUCGGAGACCCCGUGCCAACAUGCUCGCGUCGGGUAUUCCUGACUCGCGGCGUUCCCGACAAUGGCUGCGUUGGUAGAGUCUGGGUUCGGCUCUUCUGGAGGCCUGUUGCCUUGACACCGGGUCUCACGGCGCGACUGAGAAGGUCAAGCUUACUGAUGUUUGGAAAGUCGGCCGUCGACGCAAUCUUUGAUGCCUCCGGAUCGAUCGUCAAAUUGCUCGACCAAACCCACGUUCGGUCAGUCAUUCAUUCGGCCAGCCGGCGGGCUUUGCGUGAUGAUGUGGCUUCUCACGCUCCAGCAACAAACGAGGGACAUGCAUCCGAAUUCACGUCGGCUUGCAAGACACACUUCCAGUCACUUGUGCAGCAAAUUCGUGUCGAUGUGUCCACCCAUGACGACGAGACCUCUUGUCCGCGAGGCGAAUCUCGGCUCUGCGCGCACGGCGAGGGCGAUGUUGGUCAAGGCCCCUCCGGCAUAAACCGCAACCCCUCCGGGAUACUUGUUGACCUGCUCGAUCAUCCAGACGGCACCUGGAGUGCCUGGCGAGCGCGGUGUUCGGGCAUCCCUCGAGAGGGAGGCAGCUUUGACCACCCGAUCGGGAUUGCCAGAAGUCGGAUCGCUCCCGGCGGCCUCGGCCGUGAGAUUUUCUGGUGCGAAUGCCCCCUUGCCAUGGUGAGCCGCCGUGCACAUCCCCCCCAAGCUUGGAAGAGCUCCGGUGUGUCGAGGAGUGGGCAGUCAGUCAGCCCCCCUUGGGUAGACGGGGAUAUGUGAUGACAGAUUGCCGACUUCCAAGGCGGCAAGGCCGCGCAGACUGUUGUUUGAAGAGCCCAGGAGUCUGCCGUAUCACCCACGAGACCGAGCACGGUCCCAGCCGGCGUCGAGGGCCCUGAGGGACGGAAUGAACCCAACCGGACUCCAGUCAUUGUCGAGGAUGACCUUGGUGGGUGUUGCGUUGACGCCGGUGCCGACGACUGCCGGCGGGAUCGAUGAGAGUCUCAUUGCGACCGGUUCAGGAGAGGGUGUACCUUCGGGCUCGUCCUUUGGUGUGUCCGUGUGCUCGAACAGUCGCAUUCGUGGCCGAGGGGCCUUGGGCGUACUCUCAUCGUUCGAGAAGGACCGGGGGCCCAAUUGCCAGACACAGUGCCAGCCCCGACCCCUUCCUCGUGUCCACAGGUUACUGAGGGUCACUCGGGUCUGGAUAUACUGUUGUCGUUCACCUCAAGGUGCAUCGUACGGUCUUGAGCACCACUGAGCAGCCAACUUGAGGCGAUGAACCCCGUGCCAUCGGCCGAGUUGUGCUCCACUCCGACAUGGCUCAUCUGCUCAAGCACAAAACACUUUGUCCACUUUCACUGAGGAGUCAUGAAGUAGGAGAAGCUCCCCCCUCCUGUCUCGCAGUACCAGCAUUGCGCAGAAGCUUCCAUGGUGCUUGUGUUGCCUCAUGCACAUGCAAACAGGGUCGUUUGCGUAGGAGCAGUGCAUGGUAAUCACCGGUGUUCGGCAGAGUCCGCGACUCGUGGAUCGGCACGCUCGGUGAUCCAGAGAUCAAAGUUAGACCAGUGGGCUCAUCCUUCAACGUGAACAACAGCUUCGUCGGACGACUGGUUUAUGGAGGAGACCAACCUAAUGUGGCCGGAUUAAGCCGUAGGUCGGGAAAGAAUCGAUGGCACUGAAGAUGGCAGAACAAGCGAGAAGAGUCAGGAAAUGCAGACGAUAUAGUCUGACUGGCGCAUUUCAAUCUCGACUCCUAUACUCCUUUAGAUCAUACAAAGCUACAUUUUCGCGUUGAAGCCAUUUAGCUGAAUGUGACAUAAAAUCAUUCGAUUCAACACUUG
Exophiala oligosperma is the source of this 2556-nucleotide messenger RNA. RefSeq lists its product as uncharacterized. NCBI's taxonomy places the organism in Eukaryota, Fungi, Ascomycota, Eurotiomycetes, Chaetothyriales, Herpotrichiellaceae. Bases 683 to 1492 code for a protein of 269 amino acids. The transcript is spliced from 2 exons. The record is from RefSeq and is a predicted model, not a curated record.